ACUCCUCUUCUCUAUCUCCACUGAAAUUGUAGUUAUCCCUAUCAAUCACCCUCAAUUUCACACGCUAAUUCAGCAUACUUAUCAAGAAAUGGAAGAAGCCCUGAGGAGGCUUAACGGUGCUCUCACCACCGACUCCGACACUCUUCUUCAGCCCGUCGCCGUCCCCAAGCGGUGCACCACUAACAAGAGGUCCCUCAAGGACGCUGCUGCGUCCUCUGGUGGCGGAACCAUGAGGUACCGCGGGGUGCGUCGCCGUCCCUGGGGCCGGUACGCUGCUGAAAUAAGAGACCCACAGUCGAAAGAAAGGAGGUGGCUGGGCACCUUCGACACGGCGGAGGAGGCUGCCUGCGCUUACGACUGCGCAGCUCGAGCCAUGCGUGGUGUGAAAGCGAGGACCAAUUUUGUGUACCCUACUUCACCCACCCACCCCGCGGUGGAAAAUCUUAUUCCUUCCUUCAACUAUGCAAAAUCAUCCCAGCCCUCCAUCUUGGGUUCUCGCCAGUUUGUCUCGUCGUCUUCCUUUGGAAACCCUAAUCUUGAUUUCAAUGGGUCUUCGUUCAGAGGCAGUAAUUCUCUCAACAUGCUUCGUCUUCGUGACUACUUCAACCCACCCAAUUCAAAAUACUCGGAAACCUCUUCUUUCAACUUGCCUUUACAUGAGCAAAACCCUUUGAAUUUUCUCAACAGUUCAUCAUCUCCACCACCUCCGAAUGAAUUCAUGGCCUCCUCCUCUUUGUUAAAUCUGUCGUGCAACACAACUUCUCAAGCCACCAGCGUGAACGCCACCGUAGUUUCAGACACAAGCUUCAAGGGUUCUUGUCUAAGUACAGACAAAUUCGAUGGUUUUGAGAAUACAACUAAUUCUGGGGUUUUAACAAAUCAUGUUGUUUCUACUGAUCAAGCUGAUUCCAUGGACUUUUUCCCGACUGAGAGGUCUGGUUCAGGUUUGCUGCAAGAAGUUUUACAUGGUUUCUUCCCGAAACCUAAGGCGGCGGAGGCGGAGGCGGAGAAGUCACCACAGGGUACGGUGGAGUCAUUUAGUCCUCUGUCGGCUGCUGAAGUUUCUGCUAGACAGGAGAAUCAUGAAGCCAAGAAUCACAAAGCUUUUGAGAAUGAAUUGUUAGGUUUCUCUUUAGAUUAUCAAAGGGUUUCUCCACUGUACGAGAGUGUGAAUUCCACCGUCAAUUUCUCCGGCAUGGAAACAAUCUCCACCACCCCUUACUGCAGUGAUUUUCCGGCCAUGGCGGUUAACAUUCCGGCUAAUGCAUCAAACGGGAUAUUGGGGGAUAUAUUCCACUACCAGGAAGCUCUAACCCUCUUUGCAGCUAAAGUGCAGAACGCCUGAACUUUGUUGUAUUCAUCUUCUUGAUUUCCAAGAAUCUCUAACAAAUGUCACCUUCAUCUUUCCAUAACAAGAACAUGCUGCUAGCCCAGUUAGACACCCCCCCCCUCACAAAAAAAAAAAAAAAGAAAUAAAAGAAAAACCCUCAAUUCCUGUAAUCUUUCAAGUUUAUAUAUGAACCCAGAAUUGAUCUUCAUGUAACUGAGAAAUGAGGGCAACCUUCGGAUACAAUUGUCGUUAAAUUUCGGAAUAAGCACAUGUACAUUGUUCUUGUCCAAGUUUAAUCAGGUCCUGUUAUUCCUUUGCAUGGGGAAGUGUUGGUUGUUUUUGUGCAUCGAAUGGAUCGAGGGCCGUGUUGUUGCUUUAUGUUCUUGGGAUUUGAUUCAAGAGAUUUCAUUUUCCUUUAGAUCCUUUGAUGGUAGAGGGAAGUUGCUACUUCUCAUGCUGUUGCCUUUUGGGGGUGUUUUCUUGAGUUGACCUUCGAUUUGUAAGAAGAAAAAGCUGUUUUCGUCCGGCUUUUUUGUGCCAUAUUGUUUUGAUAAGUUUCUGUCC
Molecule: messenger RNA, 1894 nt
Organism: Sesamum indicum (sesame)
Lineage: Eukaryota; Viridiplantae; Streptophyta; Magnoliopsida; Lamiales; Pedaliaceae
Biological process (GO): regulation of DNA-templated transcription
Molecular function (GO): DNA binding; DNA-binding transcription factor activity
Source: RefSeq, a predicted model, not a curated record